GGUGUGUGCGUAUAUAUAUAUAUAUAUCCAAGAAUUCAACUCUUUCCAAGGCCUCGGCAAUUAGGGUUUUGGGAACGCAGCACCGCAUUGUCUCGAGCACGCGCAGCGGCAUCCGAAGUCAUGUCGAGGAGAAAGACCAGGGAGCCUAAGGAAGAGAACGUUACUCUUGGACCUGCCACCAGGGAUGGUGAACUUGUGUUUGGUGUGGCCCACAUAUUUGCAUCCUUCAAUGAUACGUUCAUUCAUGUGACUGACUUGUCUGGAAGGGAAACCAUGGUCCGCAUUACAGGUGGCAUGAAGGUCAAAGCUGAUAGGGAUGAGUCAUCCCCUUAUGCUGCUAUGCUUGCUGCUCAAGAUGUUUCACAACGAUGCAAGGAAUUGGGUAUUAAUGCCCUUCAUAUCAAGCUGCGUGCCACCGGAGGCAACAAAACCAAGACCCCAGGACCUGGUGCUCAGUCUGCACUCAGAGCCCUUGCACGUUCAGGCAUGAAGAUUGGUCGCAUAGAGGAUGUCACACCAAUUCCAACAGAUAGCACUCGCAGAAAGGGUGGCAGAAGGGGAAGGAGGCUCUAAUUUAUCAUUUUGCUGUUCUCCGUUCACAGUUAUGGUUGGAUUGCUGUUCUGAAGUUGCAAGUUUUGUUUUUCACAUGUUUUGGUUAAACCUCAAUGAUUAUGAUGCUUUUGCUUGAAGAACAUCUAUUUUGAAGACACAAUGAGUGGAAUGAUAUGGAUUAAUGUUUUAGACAACUCUUUAAGUUGAGAUUUUUGUUUUUCAAGUCA
Molecule: messenger RNA, 780 nt
Organism: Andrographis paniculata
Lineage: Eukaryota; Viridiplantae; Streptophyta; Magnoliopsida; Lamiales; Acanthaceae
Product: 40S ribosomal protein S14
Exons: 6
Coding region: 121-573 (150 amino acids)
Biological process (GO): maturation of SSU-rRNA from tricistronic rRNA transcript (SSU-rRNA, 5.8S rRNA, LSU-rRNA); ribosomal small subunit assembly; translation
Cellular component (GO): cytosolic small ribosomal subunit; ribosome
Molecular function (GO): structural constituent of ribosome; small ribosomal subunit rRNA binding; mRNA 5'-UTR binding
Source: RefSeq, a predicted model, not a curated record